Messenger RNA from Halichondria panicea, 1726 nucleotides. RefSeq names its product SANT and BTB domain regulator of class switch recombination-like. Lineage: Eukaryota; Metazoa; Porifera; Demospongiae; Suberitida; Halichondriidae. The record is from RefSeq and is a predicted model, not a curated record. The transcript has 9 exons. The coding region runs from base 2 to 1015 and encodes 337 amino acids.
AAUGGCUUACCCAAGAAGCGGUCCAGCCUCUAGAGCAGUAGCUCUGGACCUCAUGCUGAGGACCUUCAUGAACUCUGCUGACUUCCACACCUCCAACCCCAGGAUUUGGGACAACAUAGCCAAGCUAGUGCCAGGAACCACUCCACAGCAGUGUGCUCAGAGGUGGGAAGAGCUUCGACUGACCAACAGUACAGUGGCUGGUGAUCUUUCAGGACUGACUGCUACUGGUCGACUCAUCUCAAGCCACGGUCGGAAGCAAAUCAGCAAACUAGUCCGCUCCAUGCUCAAUCAGCCAUCAAACAGACACGCCCACAACUCUGUACAAGAUCACACCCAUCACUCGACCUCUCGGCCACCCAGUGUGUUAUCAGAACGCUCCAAGAAUUUCACUGAGAACAGUCCCAGUAGACCCCUUACGGGGGUCGCUGAGAGAAAUGGGGGGAAUUUCGUGGCUAAUUUCUGUCAGAUGAUGCUGAAUGGUACCAACAGUGCAGCUGUGCUGAGAGGAGGUGGGCAGAGGAGUGAUGUGAGGGAGGAGGAGGGGAAGACUGCCAAGGAAUCUGCUGGAAAUGCCGUAAAUGGGUCUACAUCAACUCAAAUAUCAGCUGAAGGAUCAGCCACGACUAUUGAGAGUGGAGGCAGCUCAACCACCAUCAAGACCACCACCUCUGUGGGUGAGCAUGGACUUAACAUGGUCAUCCAUGUUUGUGAUGACGCAAAGAAACUGAAGAAGGACUUUAUGUGCCCCCGUGAGAUCUUAGUGAGGGAGAUGCACUACUUUGCCGAGUACCUCUCCUCCUCUGACACACAGCUCUGGGAUGAGGUGGACAUCAGUGUGCACUGUGACGUGCCUGUGUUCGACUGGCUCAUGAGAUACACAAAGAGAGGUCUGUUGGAGGGUCCGUGUGGUGAGAGACUGGAGGAACCUCAAGAGACCCCCGUCCUAGAGCCUGCAUGGCAACGCUAUCUCCAUCCUCAUCUCCUCAGACUUCCUCAAGAUGGACACUCUGGUUGAGUUAAUUGUGUCUGGAUUAUUGCCAUGACAAUCUGUUGUGUGUGGUGGCUGCACCCUGUAACAUGGGCGAGCGAGUGGUGUACUCCCACAAGGCAUACUCAUCCUGGGACAUCAACAAACACAUCCAGUCAUUGCAGCAACGAGAGCUAGGGGCUGACGCUCACUCCUAUAGGGACCUAUACUGGAGGCUGUGAGGGGCCGUCAACACACUCACGUGUGACCAUUGCCGUCAGAUGAGAGACAUCUGACUGACCCUCUCCAACAAGAUCGGAGAGGCUGGUAUGGCCGGGGGGAUGUUCUCACGGCUAGAGGCUCAGUUCAGAGCUCAGCAGGUGGCAAGGACUCUACAGCAGGGACAGCACUCCAGAAACAUGUAUGGAAUGAUAGCCUUGGAAACUGGAGACUCUAUAAAAGAAUAAAAGUUUACAAUAUAGACUGCAUGGUCACAUCCGAUGAAAAACAGUUUUGUAUCAUUAAACCAACAAUUUCCACCACAAUUAUCACCACAACAGAAAACAUAUCACCACUGACCACCUUGCCUAAGAGACUAAAACAUGGAAGACUAUAAAAUUGCUCGCAAUAAUUAUGGUACAUAAGUUGGAUCUUUUUGGACAAGUAUAGUUUGCCCUCACCUCUGCAAAGAUGCUGUACAGUCAGUGUUGUAGAAAUUAUAAUUAUGUCACCAUUGAUGUCGUCAGAUGAUAAACUUUA